AAAUAUUCAUUCGCACAGACAACAUGGCCGCAAUGGAGUCAUAGCAAUUGAUGAUGUUUUGCAAACUUUGCUUGUAUCUCUUUCUAAACUUAUUCGUUCUUUCCGAUGUGUUCAUGGAAGCAUCGUACCACAUUAUCGAAAGACUCCCAUCUGUAAUUGAAGGAGACAUAGGUUCCAGACUGACCCUCCACUGCAACGUAACAAGCCGUCAGCAAAUACCCAGGAGGAUUGUGUGGAAAAAAGACGGGAAGAUCUUGGGGCCGGACCUCAGUUGGACGCUUUACGAGCAUCGGGGUGUGCUCGUGUCGCAUUCGUUACUCGAAUCGGAUGCUGGAAAUUACACGUGUUGUCUCGACAAUCAGCAGUUACACGUCGACAAGUACAGCGCCCAGCUAGUGAUCAAGACACCACCAGCCAGGCUAAGCAACGUGACUGUGCACCCAUCGACUGUGGUUGCAACUGUGCGUUGGCACGUCACAAAAGACGGUGGCUACCCAAUCUCGCAUUUCACACUCCUGUACCAGGCAACGGAUUACUUUGGAAACACUUCAGAGAUUCAUCAUCACGUCCAUCUUCCAGUCCACAUAAGCCCCGCAGCGAGGCAGUUCUUUGUAUAUCACCUGCAGCCAGCUACCCCAUAUAUGUUCCGAAUGUGGGCCACAAACAAACUAGGUCCCGGAGAGGCGACCACGGUAUUUGCUUCUACCUCAAAGCCUAUUGACCCCACAGAAGUGGUGCAGAAGAUGUUCUCAGCGGAUGAGGACUUCAGCUCAACAGCUUGGAUGGUUGCAGUUUCCAUGGUGAUGGGCACCAUACUCAUCUUAUCCUGCCUCAGUUGUCUCCUCAUUUAUAAAGAAGGACAUCACGAUGAACUUUCGGACGACAUGGAAGAGGAGUCCAACGUGCCACACAUCAUCGCAAACCCAGGUUUUGAAGUGGACCUGGAGGAAAGCUAUCUACUAGACCAUCCCGAUCUCAAUGACAACAACGAGAGAGCAAUCCGGACCAACAACAAUUCUGUGGUGCGGCCAUCCCACAUCUGAGUGAAUCCCGUGCCGAAUCACGAACAAGCACAAAAUCUUUUUUUAGACGUGAUACGAUUGCGGAUGGCGGACAGACUUUGUUGUCCGUAUGUCAGCAGUGUUGAUUGCUUUCGUUAGUCCAAUCUUUGUUUUGUUUUUGUUAAAUUGUGAAGGUGGCGCCAGUGUAGGAUGCAUUAUCGACAUCACACUGCUCUCGUCGUCUGCUUCCUUCAUGCCUGUUCGAAGGACUAACCUCUCGUGGUGUAAUUUUUUCAGCUGUUGGUACGUGAGUGGCUAGAGGUUGAUUGCUCAUAGUUGAGUUCUUCCAGGAUUGCAGUAGUCUUGGAUUUCAGGGUUAAGGCAUAAAGAGGAUCAAUUUCAUGAACAUUUUGAGAGGGAAAUGGCGAGAGUAGCAUUCUUGCAACAUUGUCUUUUUUCGGUGCAGUAAAGAUGUUCCUUAAUGCAUGCAUAGAGUUGCAGGACAAUUAGUGUGCAGUGCUCUUUGUCUGACGGAUUCAUAGUUAGAAGAUGAUUUUGAUAAAGCUUAGCCACUUCAUGGUCAUGUUCUGUGGUGCAGCAGUGCUGAGCAGUAGCCUUCUACGUAUAUGGAAGAGAGAAGUGCAUGUCGCUAUAAAACGAAUAAGUAUCCUCAGUGCAAGGGAAACAUAUGGAUGAAGAACAAAACGACACAAACACUACACUGAACUGUCAGCCAAAUGUUUAUUUUUGAGAAAACAUCUCCUUUUAAAGGUUGUCACGCUUUCCCACAAUGCCAAGAGAUUCCUUUCACCUACCUGGAACCCGUUUACUUUUGCGUGAGGAAUUUAUCUAUCUUGUCCGAUAGCCAAACGGAUGAUUUACUUGCGCACAUUUCACCUGCUUUUUUUUUUAUCUCCCUGGCUUCUAGAUAUAAUAACGCUCCUUGCUUUCUGCUCCUGUGUAACACCUUUGUUUUGUUUUCGUCUUUUUUUUUUGUUUGUUUCCCAUGCAUUGGGGAUUUUUAUUCGUUUUAAUCAGGAACCAACCUGGCCAAUUUUUAACCAUCUUCAGUUUAUUGUCAUGUCACUCAUGCAGGAGAGUGAGCACCUGUACCGUUUGCCAGUUCAGUAUUUCAUUUGUGUGCAGAUGAACUGUUGUCCUCAUUGCAGGAACAAUGAGUGCACUAACUAAAAGUUUCAGACAUGACGUAUUGGGUUAAACUUUACUGCCAAAAAAAUCUGAGGGGGCAUUGUACAUGCACGUGAUGAUGUGUCACCUUAUUUGGGAAAACGAUUUGCCAUUUUGGUACCAAAGAAAAAGCACCAGUUCUGAACAGGUCAUUUUCGUUAGGGACAUUUCAUUGGACGUGCAAAACAUGCAAAUUAUACUACUUACGUAAACAUUCCUGUCGUAAUUCAGUGAAGUACCUUCCAUUUUGCAUUUCCGUGUUUAGUGUGCUUCACCGAUGCCAUAAGUCACGAAUGUGAAUUUAUGAUAAGUUAUGACUGUAAAUACUUACGGUCAUUACUUUUACUAACUUGUAGUUGUUUUUACUUGCCCAGUGAUUACCAUCACGAGGGCUGGAUUGUUUUCGAAAACAUUUAUUCUCGACUUUGUAGACGCGAAAAAGUGCCACAAGUUCUUUGUGCAGUUGUGUACGGUAGUGCUUGUUUGUUGUCGAGUGGCAUUCUCAUUCAGACUUUUACUCGUUGUUUUACUAUCCAAUUUAUUAGUACCUGUGCAGCAUUCCAUUACGCUGGCAAUGAAGGCAUUUAAGGCUGGUAAUUUGAAUGCACGUAUGACACCACAGUGUAACUGUCACUUGCAUGUGAACCAAAUACACUCAGAGAGCAUGGAAAAUGUCAACAGGGAGCCAUACAUACCUUGGCAUACAACUUUCCUUUCGCUGGAACAUUUUGAAGAUUACACAAAUGUUUCAGAGCUCGAGGCAUUUCUGUUCAGUACUAACUUUACCAUUAGUUGCCUUAUUACACUGAGAUGUAAUUGCAUUGGUGCAUGUGCUAUGCAUGCACGUGUACUUAAGCGUUGCUCAUGCACUUGUAAUAUUUUGUCACCGCAUAGUUUCCACACUAGAGAAAAGCAGUGCUACUUUCAGCAUCACACUUUUUCAUAGUGCAGAAGCUUGAGCCUUGGCGCAUAACAGAAGGACAGCUCCAACGCAAGACUCAAACCAGCAAGGCUCGAUUUCCAAACCACAUGUCAAUGUCAUACAUGACAUGACAACAUCAGUUUCGGUUUGCACAAAUGUGAUCUUCUCCGAGAGUUUUGCACGCGUUGUUGCACAACUAGGAUGACUGGAUCAUGCCGAUAACUGCCUUGUGCAACUAUUCAAUAUAAUUUCUGCACCAAGCCCUUUUAGAUCGAAGAGGCCUAUAACUACUGUGGUAAUUGCCACGAAGACUUUGUCCAGUGCAAGUUCCAAUUGUGUGCAGGGUACACUAAAUAAUGCCACAUGAAGGAAAACUUUUCAGUGUUUGAAACUUUUGAGUGUGCUUUUUGAAACAAAAAUAUUCAGCAAAUAAGUUUGCUUCGUAAAUUAGGGUUUACCACAUAAGAAAAUCAAGGGCCGGUCACACCGUUCUAGACAUGGGGGGUGGUGCACAUAAAGUCGUGCUACCAACAUUGAGUCCGGUCUCAGCUUCACGUUGAGAGAGAGAACUCUUGAUCAUCUUGUUUGGGGAAUUAUGGUCACAGAAUGACUGCAGCCUUGGGUAUUUAUGAGGACUUAUUGAUACACUAUGUUUGUGUUUCGUAGUGCCAUAUUUUUGCUACCUUAGCACUCACACAGAGGCCACCUACCAUCAGUCAGGUUGUGAUGUCAGUUUCAUUGUAGAGUCAUCAAACAAUGUGACGGAGCGUUUCUGUCAUUUUUGAAUGCCACACUGCACAUUGCUGUUAUGUAUUUGUGGAACAAAAUGUGUCUUGUACUAGACCCUGAGAAGGAGGCCCAUCUUUAUUAUGUGCUUUCACAACGAAUUAAUUUGAAAUACUCAUUUAUAAUUUUUGCUUUUCCUUUUUUAUGUUUUGUUUUUGGGGAGGUAUUGAACCAUUCCAGCUUGUGUAUGUCCUCAUUUGAAUGUGUAACUCAAACAUAGCACCCAUGUUCCCUAGCAGUAAAAAAAAAAAAACGUGUUUGCCAUACUGCCUUCACACAAUACACAGGUUCUGUUGCUUCCUGUAACGCUUUGUGACUUUCACAACAAUUAGUGUACAUCAGUACGUGGUCAUAGUUGUCCAGUGUGCUUUCGUUACGAAACCUCUACGGACUUACGACUACUCAGAGAGGAACUCAGUUCAAUAGAGCGAAAAAAAAAAAAAAACUUUUUAAGCUGUACUGUUGUUUAACUGGUAACAAUAUUGGUUACAGACCAGUACGGUUUAACUGGUCUGUCGAAGAGCUUCAGAUGGGACGUCACCACAUGUGACUGAACAGCCACUGAGGUAGGCCCUCAGCAAAGCUCCCACCGAGACCCCUCCUCAAACUGUGUCUCAGUACGCCAAAAGCAUAGUGGUAGUCGGGUAUCUAUGCUCUCUGAAGCACAAGGGAAAGUGACGUACGUGUUUGUGUACUUGCUGAAGCACGCAAUAAUCCUCAAUCAAACAUCUUUGUGUGCAUACAACUAUGUUGACUAUGGUUUGCGUGAACUGCAUCGUAUAAGUAGUACUUGGGUCAAGUCAUUGCAGUGCUUGUAAUCGUACAUGUUGAGAGAGUGCCAUACAAUUCUUACAUGCGGACAUGUGUGGUUUUGCCAUUUUUAUCAUGCACUCAAUACCUUUGGCAGGUCUUUUGUAGAAUUAAGUUUUCUUUUCUACAAAAUGUUGGUCAAGUCUUGAGGGCAGUGUUUUUGUUUGUGGCGUAGAGCGGUUAGAAACUGGACUGCAGAAUGUGUUGUAAUAAAAUAAUUUGAUAUUUA
Ornithodoros turicata is the source of this 4936-nucleotide messenger RNA. Its product is annotated as protein sidekick-1-like. The record is from RefSeq and is a predicted model, not a curated record. Lineage: Eukaryota; Metazoa; Arthropoda; Arachnida; Ixodida; Argasidae. Bases 51 to 1043 code for a protein of 330 amino acids. Gene Ontology annotation, molecular function: protein binding. The transcript is spliced from 6 exons. Gene Ontology annotation, cellular component: neuron projection.